This is a messenger RNA of Daldinia decipiens, 1412 nucleotides long. RefSeq lists its product as uncharacterized. Lineage: Eukaryota; Fungi; Ascomycota; Sordariomycetes; Xylariales; Hypoxylaceae. The record is from RefSeq and is a predicted model, not a curated record. The coding region runs from base 500 to 760 and encodes 86 amino acids. The transcript has a single exon.
GGAAGAGGAAGAGGAAGAGGAAGAAGGAUAUGAUGACGAAGAGGAUGUCGAUGAUGACGAGGAGAACGGCGUCGACGAACCCAAGAAAUUAGGCAUCGACGUCGAUCUGCCUACCAAUGGCAAGACCCAUGCAGUGAAAGAAGUUGCUGCUAACGGCGACGAAGCCGACGACUGAGUUCCCUCAUACGGUCCUAGCCCAGGUCUGAGACGACAAUUUUGACAUCUACUCGGACGUUAAGCCUAGUGGCUACCACGAGCUGCUAUGGUGUCUUGUCCUCGAUUCUCAAUCAUUUCACCCCGAUCUUCUGCCAACCCAUUCCCAUGAUACAGACGUUGCUUUUCCUAUUUCAUCACUAUUUGUUUCGUCAAUGGCAUAGAAGGAUUCUUGUGUGAAUUCAACAGCACAUUUAAUGGAAAGGGGUCAAGAUUUUUUUGCUCUCGUUUAAUUCUCGAUAAGAAUUUAUUUGGAUGACGUUUAAUUGAGUGACACGUAGUCUCAAUGCCUAUGAUAGGUGGUUCGUCCAGCACUGGUGAUGAUGAUUUCAUAGUCUUAUGCGUAUUCAUAGUACGCUUCGUAACUCUACGCAGAGCAACUUUGACAAUAGGCGUUAUAUCUCAUCGACCCAUGCUAGAUCGACCAUGUAAUGUACAGACAGUUGACACACGUAAGAAGUUCGCGAACGGGGUUGCGAUACUCUUAUAUAUCUCAAUUCCAUGCCUUUUCUCGACCUCGUACCCCACAACCCCACGUUCGGCUUGAACUAAGACCAAGGGGGCGGUUGACAAGUGUCCAUCCACCUCCGGUUGGUCGGAGGCGACCAGUGAAUGCGGCCUGACGAGAAGAAACGAGCUCGAUUGAGCGAGUGCAAGGCUAGAGACCCACUCGUAAUGUUCGUUUUCGAAGAGAUGCUGGCGUAUCACCUACGAGAUUGAAGGAUAUGACGCGCGUGGUGGUCGAUAGAGAUGGGCGAGUAUUGGUGACGGGAUGGUUGGGCUGACAGACAUCGUGGGCUUACAUAUGUCUGUCUACCUUACCUCCGAGGGCCUGUACAUGGUAGUAAAUUAUAGAUCUACAGAGCGAGACUCUAGGACGCAUUUGAUUGAUGGUCUUGGUCGUAUCGCUUAUGCCUACUUGUGCGCAGAAAAUAAUGAUAUAAGCAAUUUCAGAAUCAACUAGAUUAGAUCAUGUUGGCUUUCUGUACGAGCGAUUAUUAGUAUAACUAACCUUUAAUCUUUAAUUCAUCUCUACCUUCGAGAUAACGAAAUUAUAUUUAAAAUAUUCAACGUGACUGGCUUAGAUCAAAUUCAACGUAGACCGACAAUUGAGAACCAUCACAAACCACCACAAACCACCACAAACCAAAUCAUCUAAUAUGAGCCUCGGCCUGUUUCUACCGCGCCGCUCGACUCUU